AUGUCUGGACUAAAGGCAGAGGCUGAAAAGUUUUUGAAUAACGCAAAAGAGAACACUUUUGGAUGGACUCUGAAGGAUAAUAGUACCGACGACAAGAUUUAUGUUGUGGUUGAUAAUGAAGCUGACCCUGAUGAUAACCCAUACUUUUCAAUUUCCAGGAAUGGAGAUUCAUUUAAAGUGGCUAGCCAAUACUAUCUUUUGGAAGAAGUUGAAGGAGUCAGAUUUAUCAAAUUAUUGAGCGACUAUUGUGCUCAAGGAAAGAGAUCCCUUACUGACGUGUUGCAAAAGGCCAACUCAAUCUAUAACCAAGUUGAAUCUGCACUGAUGGCUGGUGAAGAUCAAGGUGACGAUGAGGAGCAAGAAGAAGUUGAAAUUGAAGUUGGAGACGACAUGCAAGAUGAAAUGCCUAUUCAACCCGUGAGCAGCAUGGGCAGUGGUUAUGACGCAAACUUUGAAGAAAUGAAGAAGAAAUUCAAAAAGCCACAAGGUGCCUCUGAGGGUUGUAUCAAUUGUAUCAUGAAGGAAUACAUGAAGAUCAAACAAGCAGAAACUGAAAAAUUGGGAAUUAGCGCUAAUCCAGUCAAUGACGAUCUUUUCCAUUGGGAAAUUCGUUUCUUUAAAUUCGAUCCAAAGGAAGAUGGUCAAAUUGCAAAGGAUCUUGCUGAAUAUUCGAAGAAACAUGGUAUUGACUAUAUCACAUUGGACUUGACUUUCCCACUUGAAUUCCCAUUCAAGCCACCAUUUAUCAGAGUUCUCAAACCAAGAUUUGCUUUCCGUACUGGUCACGUCACAAUUGGUGGUUCCAUUUGUAUGGAAUUGUUAACUACCUCUGGAUGGAGUUCUGUUUGUUCUCUCGAAUCAAUCUUUGUUCAAAUCAGAACUGAGAUGAUUGCUGGUGAGGCUCGUUUGGACUUUUCCAAUACUACACCUUACACUGAACAUGAAGCAAAGGAAGCUUUCUUCAGAGUUGCCGAAAGAUAUGGUUGGGAAAAGAGAUAA
Molecule: messenger RNA, 999 nt
Organism: Naegleria lovaniensis
Lineage: Eukaryota; Heterolobosea; Eutetramitea; Acrasida; Naegleriidae
Exons: 3
Coding region: 1-999 (332 amino acids)
Source: RefSeq, a predicted model, not a curated record